CCGCUUUUGUUUCCGGCGUGGAACUGGGCGAGCGUGGCGUGUAGUUGGGUUUAGGUCCGGCCGGGAGCUCGUCGUUUUACCGGUUUGGGUUCGUGGCUUGUGCAGGUGAGACGAUAAGCUCAGGAAUGCAACCGUCGCCCCUUAGAGCCUGGACAGACUUCGGCGUCUGGGAGUGCCGGGACAGAUGCUGGACUUAGAGCUGCGGCUCGGGAUCGGAAAUCAUUCUUCAUUACUUCUCGGCGUUUUCUAGUUUACGGAGUAAUUUUUUCCCUCCAACAGUCCCCAGCACAACACUUUGUGAGAGGAAGUGUAAGUGACUCCAGGUGACAGCUGAGGAGAAGGUUAGGUGAUUUGUCUAAAGACACUACCUAGUAGUUGCUGAGCGGGACCUUAAUGCUGUUUCCAAGUGCAAACUCCAUAUUCUCUGCUUUGCAUCCAGAUUGCAGACGCCCUUUCUUGUUGAAUAAGAGGGAAUCAGUUGCCCUCUUAAGUCGAGUAUCCCGAGAGUGACGAAAGGAGCAAUGGAGGUGAUAUAAUCAAGUCUUAGGUCAAUCUGUAGAUACAGUUUUCUUAUGUCUGAGUCAUUUAUUUACUCGGUGUACUUAUGAGGUGCCUACCGGUUGUCCAGUCCUGUUCUAGAUACUAGAGAUACAGCAGCAAACCAGACUGCCCAACCCUUACGUUCCAGUGGGGGUAGACAGACAAUAAAUGUAUAGUGAGACAGGUGGUGAUCACAGAUAAGGAGAAAAAUAAAGCAGGCUCAGCAGCUACACAGAAAAGAUGGGAGAGGAGGCCAGUGAUGACAAGAAGCCAACAACUAAAUUUGAACUAGAGCGAGAAACAGAACUUCGCUUUGAGGUGGAGGCAUCUCAGUCAGUUCAGUUGGAGCUGCUGGCUGGGAUGGCAGAAAUCUUCGGCACAGAGCUGACCCGAAACAAGAAAUUCACUUUUGAUGCCGGUGCCAAGGUGGCUGUUUUCACUUGGCAUGGCUGUUCUGUACAGCUGAGUGGCCGCACCGAGGUGGCUUAUGUCUCCAAGGACACUCCUAUGUUACUUUAUCUCAACACUCACACAGCCUUGGAGCAGAUGCGGAGGCAGGCGGAGAAGGAAGAAGAGCGAGGCCCCCGGGUGAUGGUAGUGGGCCCCACUGAUGUGGGCAAGUCCACAGUGUGCCGUCUACUGCUCAACUACGCAGUGCGUUUGGGCCGCCGUCCUACUUACGUGGAGCUGGAUGUGGGUCAGGGCUCUGUUUCCAUCCCUGGUACCAUGGGGGCCCUCUACAUUGAGCGGCCGGCAGAUGUUGAAGAGGGAUUCUCUAUCCAGGCCCCUCUGGUGUAUCAUUUUGGCUCCACCACUCCUGGCACCAACAUCAAGCUUUAUAAUAAGAUUACUUCUCGUUUAGCGGAUGUGUUCAAUCAAAGAUGUGAAGUGAACCGAAGGGCCUCUGUGAGUGGCUGUGUCAUUAAUACCUGUGGCUGGGUCAAGGGCUCUGGUUACCAGGCCCUGGUGCACGCUGCCUCAGCCUUUGAGGUAGAUGUGGUUGUGGUUCUGGAUCAAGAACGACUGUACAAUGAACUAAAACGGGACCUGCCUCACUUUGUACGCACUGUGCUGCUCCCUAAAUCCGGGGGUGUGGUUGAACGCUCCAAAGACUUCCGGCGGGAAUGUAGGGAUGAGCGUAUCCGUGAGUAUUUCUAUGGAUUCCGGGGCUGUUUCUAUCCCCAUGCCUUCAAUGUCAAAUUUUCAGAUGUGAAAAUCUACAAAGUUGGGGCACCCACCAUUCCAGACUCCUGUUUGCCUUUGGGCAUGUCUCAGGAGGACAAUCAGCUCAAGCUAGUACCUGUCACGCCUGGCCGCGAUAUGGUACACCACCUCCUGAGUGUUAGCACUGCUGAGGGCACAGAGGAGAACCUUUCUGAGACAAGUGUCGCUGGCUUCAUCGUGGUGACCAGCGUGGACCUGGAGCAUCAGGUGUUUACUGUUCUCUCUCCAGCCCCCCGCCCACUGCCUAAGAACUUCCUUCUCAUCAUGGAUAUCAGGUUCAUGGAUCUUAAGUAGAGAUUAGCAGGAAGCCUUGCUGCCUGGGACGUAGAGGUCUUCUGGUCAUCACCAAAGGCAGACGGGCUGAGGUAUGAGAAUCUGUUGAGGCCAUGCGGGCCAGUAAAUAGUGAACUAGUAGAAAGCAUAUUUCUACCUCUUGAAACAGUUGGUGGUAACCUAACUCUUCUAAUCUUGAGCCAAAUGGAAAACUAGGAGAAUAUAAUUGGUUUCUUGGAUCACCUAAGGUGCCACUUUGAAUUCUCUGAGGCCCUGGAGAGUCCCAUUUCUGCCACUGUCCACUUGGUGGACUAAUUUUUAGGAGGAAUUUUUUUUACUAUUACUGCUUUAUAUUCUGUAUAUAGUACUUGUUAUCUCAUUUAUCCAGGAUGAAAGAUUGAAUCAGGAGGCCUCUUUCAAGUUUAAACUUGGAAAAUUUUAAUAAAUACUUUUGCC
Leopardus geoffroyi (Geoffroy's cat) is the source of this 2493-nucleotide messenger RNA. It is a transcript of the gene CLP1, whose product is annotated as cleavage factor polyribonucleotide kinase subunit 1. Gene Ontology annotation, cellular component: mRNA cleavage factor complex; nucleus. Gene Ontology annotation, molecular function: polynucleotide 5'-hydroxyl-kinase activity. Bases 781 to 2058 code for a protein of 425 amino acids. The record is from RefSeq and is a predicted model, not a curated record. NCBI's taxonomy places the organism in Eukaryota, Metazoa, Chordata, Mammalia, Carnivora, Felidae. The transcript has 3 exons. Gene Ontology annotation, biological process: tRNA splicing, via endonucleolytic cleavage and ligation.